Eupeodes corollae is the source of this 4886-nucleotide messenger RNA. It is a transcript of the gene AP-2alpha, whose product is annotated as AP-2 complex subunit alpha. The coding region runs from base 634 to 3438 and encodes 934 amino acids. The transcript is spliced from 11 exons. The record is from RefSeq and is a predicted model, not a curated record. Gene Ontology annotation, biological process: clathrin-dependent endocytosis; intracellular protein transport. Lineage: Eukaryota; Metazoa; Arthropoda; Insecta; Diptera; Syrphidae. Gene Ontology annotation, cellular component: membrane coat; AP-2 adaptor complex. Gene Ontology annotation, molecular function: clathrin-cargo adaptor activity.
UACAGCUCUUUAAUAAUUUAUAAAUUGUUUGUCUUUUUCCCCAAUAUAUCAACGCACUUGAUGUUGUUAAAAUAACGAAAAAUCCUCCCCUUCACAACAAAAAUUAUUUAAAAAAAGGAAGAUAAAUAUACGAAAGAGAUAACAAAUAUUAUCUCGCCAGAAGAGACACGAUAGACCUAGAAGCACAAAACUGACACUAGCGCAAAGGAGUGUCAAACACGAAAGUUGGGCGAUUUCGAGUUGGUUCGUUUUCGUCGUCGUCGUUGGUUGGAUAUUGUCGUCGUUCGCCGCGAGAAGAAUUUAACAAGAAGCAAAAAGAAAAAGAAAAAAAAAUUGGUGAAGAAGAAAAAUAUUUCAGUGGCAAAAAUCGAUAUAAAUUCUUCUUUUAUUUUCGCCGAAUCAAAGUGUUUUCCCAAAAUCAAAUCGCUUAUUUCAUUAUAAGUUAUAAAAUAUUAAGAUUGUAAGUCCUGCAAAUCCAGUCUUACAAAUUUUGUAUAUGCAAUUGAAUCUCGCAAGUGGUGUUUUCUAUUGAAAAUAAAACACUUGAAUUAGGUGUUUGAAUUUAAAUAUUCUUACAAUAAGGGAUUAAAAUAAAAACUAAACGUGAAUCUACGAGGCAAAAAAUCAUCAACAAUGGCACCUGUAAGAGGUGAUGGAAUGCGAGGACUCGCUGUCUUCAUAUCAGACAUACGGAAUUGUAAAAGUAAAGAAGCUGAAGUGAAGCGAAUAAACAAGGAACUCGCUAACAUCAGAAGCAAAUUCAAAGGAGACAAAACUCUCGAUGGCUAUCAGAAAAAGAAGUAUGUCUGUAAGCUGCUAUUUAUUUUCUUACUUGGUCAUGACAUCGAUUUUGGGCACAUGGAAGCUGUUAAUUUAUUGUCUUCGAAUAAAUACUCAGAAAAACAGAUUGGAUAUCUGUUUAUUUCGGUUCUUGUUAAUACAAACAGCGAUCUUAUACGUUUGAUUAUUCAAUCUAUAAAAAAUGAUUUACAAUCUAGAAAUCCGGUUCAUGUUAAUUUGGCAUUACAAUGCAUUGCGAAUAUCGGCAGCCGUGAUAUGGCUGAAUCGUUCUCAAAUGAAAUUCCAAAGCUAUUGGUAUCGGGGGAUACAAUGGAUGUUGUAAAGCAAUCGGCAGCACUUUGCUUAUUGCGUCUCUUUAGAUCAAGCCCUGAUAUUAUUCCAGGCGGUGAAUGGACAUCGAGAAUUAUUCACUUACUCAAUGAUCAGCAUAUGGGUGUUGUAACAGCGGCUACAUCGUUGAUCGAUGCACUUGUAAAACGAAAUCCCGAUGAAUACAAGGGAUGUGUAAAUUUGGCUGUUUCACGUUUGUCGCGUAUCGUCACUGCUAGCUACACUGAUCUCCAAGAUUACACUUAUUACUUUGUACCAGCUCCGUGGUUGUCAGUGAAGCUGUUGCGUUUAUUGCAAAAUUACAAUCCAGUGACUGAAGAACCAGGUGUUCGUGCGCGCCUAAGUGAAACACUCGAAACAAUCUUGAAUAAAGCCCAAGAACCACCAAAGAGCAAGAAGGUGCAGCAUUCUAAUGCUAAGAAUGCUGUCCUCUUCGAGGCAAUCAAUCUGAUCAUACACAGCGAUAGUGAACCGAAUUUAUUGGUGCGUGCUUGUAAUCAAUUGGGACAGUUUUUGAGCAACCGCGAAACGAAUUUGCGGUAUUUAGCAUUGGAAUCUAUGUGUCAUCUAGCAACAUCAGAGUUUUCUCAUGAAGAAGUCAAGAAACAUCAAGAAGUUGUAAUUUUAUCCAUGAAGAUGGAAAAAGAUGUAUCAGUUCGUCAACAGGCUGUAGACUUACUCUAUGCUAUGUGCGAUCGUACCAAUGCGGAAGAAAUUGUUCAAGAAAUGCUCAACUACUUGGAAACAGCUGAUUACUCAAUUCGUGAGGAGAUGGUGCUAAAAGUGGCAAUUUUGGCUGAAAAAUAUGCCACAGAUUACACAUGGUACGUUGAUGUGAUUCUUAAUCUCAUUCGUAUAGCUGGUGACUAUGUUUCUGAAGAAGUCUGGUAUCGCGUUAUUCAGAUUGUUAUUAAUCGCGAAGAAGUACAGGGAUAUGCUGCCAAAACAGUAUUCGAAGCUCUACAAGCACCAGCAUGCCACGAAAACAUGGUCAAAGUUGGUGGUUAUAUUUUGGGUGAAUUUGGUAAUUUAAUUGCCGGUGAUUCUCGCUCAGCGCCUAUAGUUCAGUUUAAACUUCUUCAUUCAAAAUAUCAUCUUUGUUCUCCGAUGACACGAGCUUUACUCCUAUCCACUUACAUUAAGUUCAUUAAUCUUUUCCCCGAGAUCCGUACCAAUAUACAAGAGGUAUUCCGUCAGCAUAGUAAUUUGCGUUCGGCUGAUGCUGAGCUCCAGCAACGCGCUAGUGAAUACCUACAAUUGAGUAUUGUUGCGUCCACCGAUGUUCUGGCCACCGUACUCGAAGAGAUGCCAUCGUUUCCCGAAAGGGAGAGUUCAAUUCUGAAUGUGCUCAAAAAGAAAAAGCCUGGUCGUGUGCCGGAGAAUGAAAUUCGAGAAUCAAAGAGCCCAGCACCAGCAUCCCUCAAUAAUGUACACGUAAAUCAUAAGGUGACCAAUAACACAAAUUCAAAUGCAGACCUCCUUGGCUUAAGUACACCUCCAUCGGCAACAACCAACAACAAUUCUACCGGUGGCACACUCAUCGAUGUUCUGGGCGAUAUCUAUGGAUCGAAUUCAACAACAAACAGUACAGCGAUCUAUAAUUCUAAGAAGUUCCUCUUCAAGAACAAUGGUGUACUUUAUGAGAACGAUUUGAUACAAAUUGGUGUCAAGAGUGAGUUUCGACAGAAUCUUGGUCGCCUUGGCUUGUUCUAUGGCAAUAAGACUCAAAUUCCAUUAACAAACUUUACACCUGUGUUGCAAUGGUCGGCUGAGAAUGCGCUCAAGCUUAACGUUCAAAUGAAACCAGUCGAACCAACACUCGAAGCUGGUGCACAGAUACAACAGCUCUUAACAGCCGAAUGCAUAGAAGACUAUAGCGAUGCGCCUACAAUCGAAGUGACAUUCCGUUAUAAUGGUGUACAACAAAAAUUUAGUGUUCAAUUGCCCCUGACUGUAAAUAAAUUCUUUGAACCAACCGAAAUGAAUGCAGAAUCUUUCUUUGCUCGAUGGAAAAAUUUAGGAGGAGAACAACAGAGGGCACAAAAAGUCUUCAAGGCACAAAUUCCUUUAGAUUUGCAAGGAGCCAGAAAUAAAUUAAUGGGCUUCGGUAUGCAAUUGCUAACAAGUGUGGAUCCAAAUCCAGAUAAUAUGGUUUGUGCGGGCAUAAUUCAUACGCAAACACAACAAGUUGGAUGUUUAUUGCGAUUAGAACCGAAUAAACAAGCGCAGAUGUUCCGAUUGACCAUUCGAGCCAGCAAGGAUACCGUUACCCGCGAAAUCUGCGAUCUUCUCGCUGACCAAUUUUAAGCUUUUCUGUUUGAUUAGAACGAAAUUUAAACUAAAAGUUUCAUAAAAUAAAAUAUAAUUAAAAUAAAAGAAAACAAAUAUAUACAAAAUUCUCUCGAACACAGCAAAAAUGCAAAGGAAACACCUUUCCCUCUACUACACACUUCUCUCUUAUUAUACAGCACUUCUCUUCAAGCCAUAUUUUCCUCUGUUCCAUGGUCACACUAAAAAAAAAAAACAAUUCCAUUUUAUUUUUUAAAAAUAAAUAUAAUCUGUUACAUUGUAACAAUAAACUUUGCAUAGGAAUUAUUAUGAUUAUUAUACUAGAUAAUACAAUUUACUAUAAAAACAAAAACAAACAAAUAUAAAUGAAGGUAUGGUAUACAUAUAAAGUAGAAAGAAGUAUAACUGAUGAAAUUAUUAAAAGUGAAACAAAUAUAGAUAUAUAUAAUAUAAAAUAAACAUAUAAAUAAAUAUAUUUAGUAAUAAUAAACGUUGUAGCAAAAAAGAAAAGAAUAUGUUAUGUUUUAUUGAUUAAAAAAAUACUAUAUUAUAAAUUAAUAUAAACAAAAAUUAUAUAAAGUAAAAAAAAACUCUCAUUCUUGUUAAACAAAAUUUCAUAUUGAUUAAAAACAAUUUAAUUAAAAACAAAAUAUUUCACUAUUAAUGUAUUAUUUCGCUCUAUUAUUACAUUGUACUGUAUUAUUCACUGCAAUAGAUUUAUAAAAACAAAACAAAAAAAAGUAAAAUAAAAGUCGUUAAACGUUACUAUUUUAAGCAAAACUUUUUGUUGUUUCUUUUAUUAUUUUAUAUAUUUCAAAGAAAAAAAAACUAAAAAUCAUGCGUUAACUAUGUUAUAAAUAUAUUUUGAAAAAAAUUAUUUAUUAAUACAUGUCGAAAGUUCAUGUAUUCACAUAAAUAUUAUAUAUAUAUACUUAUAAAACAAAUGACAUUUUAUUGAAUAGUAUUAUACAUUUAUGGACCUUUCUUCUCAACAACAAAGAACAAAAAUUAAAUUUAAAAAAAACUACAUAAAUCUAUAAACGUUAUUACAUAAUAUAACAUACGAAAAAAAUAUACAUAUUGUAAUUACAAAGUUUAUUAAUAAAAUAAAUAAAAAAAAUAAUCAAUAUUAAUUUUAGAACUUUAAAACAAAAACAAAACGUGACUACACUACACAAAAUACAACAAAAACCAGAUUAAGGUGAACUUAUAUAAAUUAAUUAAUUAAUAGAAUGAAAGUUUAUGUAAGCAUCAAAAAGCAUACAUAAUUUGCUAAAAUCUGUUUGUUGCUCACUUCGCCAAAGUGUAUUUACAGACAGACAGAAGAUGUAAUUAUUUAGAGAAAUAUAAAACAAAAAAAAAACAAUUAAAAUGAGAAUAAUAAAACCAACAAUUUACUUGAAAGCGAUUAUAAAUACAAUUUGAUUGAAAUAAAGGGAAAAAUUAUUGAAUAAUCUGUUGAAAAA